AUGGCCGAAUUCGUUAAACUUUCAAUCUUUGGUACAGUGUUCGAAGUCACCACUAGAUAUGUCGAUUUACAACCUGUUGGUAUGGGUGCUUUUGGACUUGUUUGUUCUGCCAAGGAUCAAUUGACUGGAAUGAAUGUGGCUAUUAAGAAAAUCAUGAAACCUUUUUCUGCACCUGUAUUAGCCAAACGAACUUAUCGUGAACUCAAGUUAUUGAAAGCUUUAAGACAUGAAAACAUUAUUAGUUUGAGUGAUAUCUUUAUCUCACCAUUGGAAGAUAUUUAUUUUGUUACUGAACUUUUGGGCACAGAUUUGCAUCGAUUACUUCAAUCUCGACCUUUGGAAAAACAAUUUAUUCAAUACUUUUUAUACCAAAUACUUAGGGGUCUCAAAUACGUUCACUCAGCUGGUGUCAUUCACAGAGAUUUGAAACCAAGUAAUAUUCUUAUCAAUGAAAACUGUGAUCUAAAGAUUUGCGAUUUCGGUCUUGCCCGUAUUCAAGAUCCUCAAAUGACUGGUUAUGUAUCUACUCGAUAUUAUCGCGCUCCCGAAAUCAUGUUGACCUGGCAAAAAUAUGAUGUGGCUGUGGAUAUCUGGAGUACUGGAUGUAUUUUUGCAGAAAUGUUGGAAGGAAAACCUUUAUUCCCUGGGAAGGAUCACGUUCAUCAAUUCUCUAUUAUUACUGAACUUUUGGGUACUCCUCCUGAUGAUGUGAUUGCCACUAUUUGUAGCGAAAAUACCUUACGAUUUGUUAAGAAUCUCCCCAAACGUGAACCUGUAUCAUUCCGACAACGAUUCGAAGGACAAGAUAGUGAAGCCAUUGAUUUACUGGAAAAGAUGUUGAUGUUUGAUCCUCGUAAACGUAUUAAUGCUGAAGAAGCUUUAUCUCACCCAUAUCUUGCACCAUAUCAUGAUCCUUCUGAUGAACCAGCCGCUCCCGAGAAAUUCGAUUGGUCAUUCAAUGAAGCUGAUUUGCCUGUUGAUACAUGGAAAGUGAUGAUGUACUCUGAAAUUCUGGACUUCCACAAUGUCGAUAAUGUUGAUGGAUCUCAAUUCAUUGGCACUCCUCUCACCGGACCAGUACCUGAAACUCAAGAUGGUGCUUUCCAAAACCCUACAGAUGCCCAAUAA
Molecule: messenger RNA, 1128 nt
Organism: Halteromyces radiatus
Lineage: Eukaryota; Fungi; Mucoromycota; Mucoromycetes; Mucorales; Cunninghamellaceae
Product: mitogen-activated protein kinase HOG1
Exons: 11
Coding region: 1-1128 (375 amino acids)
Biological process (GO): stress-activated MAPK cascade; protein phosphorylation; cellular response to oxidative stress
Cellular component (GO): cytoplasm; nucleus
Molecular function (GO): ATP binding; MAP kinase activity
Source: RefSeq, a predicted model, not a curated record